Messenger RNA from Fusarium sp. VM40, 1383 nucleotides. Lineage: Eukaryota; Fungi; Ascomycota; Sordariomycetes; Hypocreales; Nectriaceae. The record is from the annotation of a GenBank genome assembly.
AUGUGCUACAUCAGAGUCAUCCACUUCACUCGUUGCGACACUCGUCGUCUGGCUAUCAUUAACAUUGCCACCGGUAACACCAUCUACCACCCCCUCGAGCCUCCGGCCCCUUGCGAGCAUCAUGACCAGUAUCUCGACGCCGAAUGUCCUUACCACGGCGCAUGCUGCACACCCGGCCAGAUUCACGUCUGCAACGUCAAAGGUCCCAAGGAUGUUUGCCGCGGCUGGCAGACGUAUCACGAGAUCAUCAACCCGGGCUACAUGUACUCCAGCGGUCUUUUCUCUGUGAUGCAAUUCAUCCCUAACUGGGAGGAACUUGAGAUGAACUCGGAUUUGUACACCUACGAGGAGGGUAUCCGUGAUACAUUCUUCGACCUCGGCGCUCACAUGUAUGCAGUUGCCAAGCGAGCUACUUUCAUCGUCGACUAUCUCCUCUCAACUGAGACCUACUCCGCUGCAGAAGAGGCCGACAUGGUUGAAGAACACGGAGAUCUAUUCAACGAGUGGAUUAUGGCCCGUGAAGAGCUGGCUGAGGAGACGGAGAGCUGGGAGAUUCUCGCCAGUGUGGGUUGUAUGGAGGUCUGCCCGGCGCAGCUCCUCAGCGCUCACCCUUGGAGCGAAGUCUUUCAGGAGUGUCUCAACAAGCAAGUAGGCUUUCCGCAGUUCCCCGGUAUUCCUUUCUCGUGGCUGGAGAACAUCGAGCGUCGGGAUGAGAUUCUUCGCCGACAUCCUCAGUUUUCGCAAUAUCACGUUCCUCGUCCUCAGCCUUCGCGCGCUGACCAUUUGUGGCGGUCUCCUGCUCCGCCUCAGCGGUUGUAUUCUGAGGGGAAGCGUCAGGUCGAGAAUCCGAAUGAUCCCUAUCCUGGAGAAUGGGCUCAUAUUCUGUCUCGAGUCGCUGAGCAAGAGAAUGCACCCUUUGGCCAGGAUGAAGUAACGGUGUCUUCCUCCGGCAAGGAUGCUCCUGAGUGGGUAAUUCCCUACGGUCAGGAACCUGAAAUGAACUGGAAAGAAAUCUCAUGGGAUGGCCCAACCACACUCAUUAUUUCACCCCUGGUAAGCCCGCGUGCCUAUACCCAGGCACCCACCGAGGCAGCAAUGGAGAUUGAUGUGUCCCCGUUGGACAUCACCUUUGCAGACGACAUGCCUGGGAACCCAUUUAAUGAUGAGUUCGAGGUAGACUGGAAUGUGGGUGGACAUGAGUCUGCGAUGAAAGAAGAGCUAGCUGUCCUCCAGUACCUUCGUGUCGAAGCCCCUGUAGAGGAGCACAACUUCGAGUUCAUUCCAUUCGAGACGGUCUCGAAGCUUAAGAGGCGAUGGAGUGAGCUGGAUGUAACAACCGGUGGGGAAGAGGAGGUCCUGGCUAAGAGAAACCGUACGAUCUAG